CUGAGCUUCAGUCUCAGUUGGCCGGCCGAGGGCUGAGGACAGGACGCCUCAGAAUCAGGAGACUUCUCUCAGGAGAUAGAUCCUGCGCCCCCAGCAGCUGUCUCUUUUCUUCAGAAGUUUGGCGAUCCAGGCCAGCACCAUGCGUGUGGUGGUGAUCGGAGCGGGCGUCAUCGGGCUGUCCAGCGCCCUCUGCAUCCACGAGCGCUACCAUUCAGUCCUGCCGUCCCUGGACAUGAGGGUCUAUGCAGAUCGCUUCACCCCGCUCACCAACACUGACGUGGCGGCCGGCCUCUGCCAGCCCUACCUCUCGGACCCCAAAAACCCGCAGGAGGCGGAUUGGAACCGGCAGACCUUUGACCAUCUCCUGAGCCGUGUCCACUCUCCCAACGCUGCAAACAUGGGCCUGGCCCUGGUCUCAGGCUACAACCUCUUCCAUGAGCCUAUUCCGGAUCCUUACUGGAAGAACACAGUUCUGGGAUUUCGGACGCUGACUUCCAGAGACCUGGGCAUGUUUCCUGAUUACAGCUAUGGCUGGUUCAACACAAGCCUGAUUGUGGAAGGGAGCAGGUAUCUACAGUGGCUGACGGAAAGGUUAACUGAGAGAGGAGUGAAAUUCUUCCAGCGGAAGGUGGAGUCUUUUGAGGAGGUAGCAAGAGGAGGUGCCGAUGUAAUUAUCAACUGCACCGGGGUGUGGGCUGGGUCCUUGCAACCAGACCCCCUGCUGCAGCCAGGCCGGGGACAGAUCAUUAAGGUGGAUGCCCCCUGGAUGAAGCACUUCAUUAUCACCCAUGAGCCAGAGAAAGGCAUCUACAAGUCCCCGUACAUCAUCCCAGGGAUUCAGUCAGUGACUCUUGGAGGCAUCUUUCAGCUGGGGAACUGGAGUGAGCUAAACAACACCCAGGACCACAACACCAUCUGGGAAGGCUGCUGCAGAUUGGAGCCCACACUGAAGGAGGCAAAAAUUGUUGCUGAAUUGACUGGCCUCCGGCCAGUCCGCCCCCAGAUCCGGCUAGAAAGAGAACAGCUUCGUUUUGCAUCUUUAAACACAGAGGUCAUCCACAACUAUGGCCAUGGAGGCUACGGGCUCACCAUCCACUGGGGCUGUGCCUUGGAGGCAGCCAAGCUCUUUGGGCAAGUUCUAGAAGAAAGGAAGUUGCUCAGGAUGCCACCACCUCACCUCUGAAAACACCAGUAACUGCCACCUCCCCAAAGACUCAGGAUGUUGUAAGGCUUCAGGAUUGGCAUUCUGUGUGCCCCUCUUACACUCUGCAUCCCUCCAGUAGGGCUCACAUCACACUAUCACAGUGAUCUGUUUAUGCCGGUUUCCCCCACUGCGCUGCGAGUGCAUGAAGAUAAGGACCAUGUCUUAUUCCUUUUUGUACCCUCAGUAUGAAGCAUCAAGCUUGAUAGAUACAUGGUAGACACUCCCUGCACACGGACCACAUGCCAUGACAUAAUCUAAAACACAGUGAUAAUGAACAGACUCAGAGUUAACAUCAUGUUGCUGUGGGCUCCAGGCAUACCAGUGAUUGUCUGUACCCUCCUGCCUCCAGCCAAAGCCACCCCUAGACUCCACCCCUUCCUGAGCCCACUUCAUUGGACAAGACUGGAACCAACAUGAAUCUGGCCCAAUCAGCUUCCUCCCCUGAGAAUUUGGAAGCUGUGCACUGAACAGCUGAGUCAGAUGUGUUUGCAGAGCUGAGGCAGGGUGAAUGGAAGCCAUGUGCAUGCUUAGGCACAGGCAGCAGCCAUGAGGAAGCAGAAGGAAGCCGGUCUGUAGAGAAGGGUGGAAACAAGCCACGGAUCCACAGAGGGGCUGCCUUGGGCUCCAGUGGCUCCCUGGCUCCCAUUCCAUUUGGGAAACCAGGCUGCAAUUUAUUUCUGAGAUUUUUCUAAUCUCUCAGAGGUGCAAACUGGCGGCGUACCAAUGAAACCUGGCCUAUGGAUGAAUUGUAUGGGCUCACACAUUGUUUAAAGGGUUUUGAUCCAACAUACUACAAGUUGGAGAUUUUGUGUAAAGAUCCAGAUUCCUGUUCUGAAAAUUGGGAGAUCCCACUGCACAACAAAAUCAGUUAGAGUAAUAGCUGGCCUCUCUGGAGGGUCCCCAUGUUUCUCACUCUGCUAUAAUCCAUCCCUCUCUGUUGUUCCUUACAUCUCUGUUCCCCUCACUUACAUUCCCUGGCUGCCCCCCUAGGAAAUUAACUACUGAUCCCAGCCUUACAAUAAAGCUGUAUUUCUUAAUUUGAA
This is a messenger RNA of Suricata suricatta (meerkat), 2247 nucleotides long. It is a transcript of the gene DAO, whose product is annotated as D-amino acid oxidase. NCBI's taxonomy places the organism in Eukaryota, Metazoa, Chordata, Mammalia, Carnivora, Herpestidae. The record is from RefSeq and is a predicted model, not a curated record. The transcript is spliced from 11 exons. Gene Ontology annotation, molecular function: D-amino-acid oxidase activity; FAD binding. The coding region runs from base 140 to 1183 and encodes 347 amino acids.